Messenger RNA from Dreissena polymorpha, 5642 nucleotides. RefSeq names its product sodium-dependent multivitamin transporter-like. NCBI's taxonomy places the organism in Eukaryota, Metazoa, Mollusca, Bivalvia, Myida, Dreissenidae. Gene Ontology annotation, molecular function: symporter activity. The transcript has 15 exons. Gene Ontology annotation, biological process: sodium ion transport; transmembrane transport. The record is from RefSeq and is a predicted model, not a curated record. Gene Ontology annotation, cellular component: membrane. The coding region runs from base 2712 to 4589 and encodes 625 amino acids.
AUAUUUCCUUUUCUCGAUGAAAAGUGAACCCUUUAUUGCUGUUUUUAUCAGAUUUCGAUUGAUAUUUUUUAGGAAACGACUCGCUAUUUUAAUAAUUCUUCAGUCAGAGUUGUUAUAUUACUUGUCUGAAUAAAAUGCAUUCGAUAGUUUUUUUUAUUUAUUACAAAAGGCGUUUUGAUUAUCAAUGCACGGUCUCGCUAAGAUGUCAUUCCGCAGCGCAAUACCGGUAUUGUACACGUCGGAUCGUUUUAAUUCAAACUGACGGUGCGUAUUGGAAUCCAAACGAGGUUCAUAUAUUGUUGACAUAAAUUUGGAUGACUCGUUUAUUUAUAAGAGGUAAACAAUGUACGCAUUACUCGAGAUGUGUACAAACAACCUGAAGUGAUCAAGUGGUCUGCUAUAAUGCGAGGCUGUAAAUUCAUCAUCCAACAUGGUUUAGUUUUCAAAGUAAAUACUCCUUUUACUAAAUACAUGUAAAAGGGAAGAUACGGAAGGCUAUGGCAAGCGGUUCGACGCAUAAUCCCAAGAAACUAGGUUUUAACUGAUAAACUAGGUUCUCAUUUUGAGAACCUAGGUUCUUAACAGAAAUUAUAAUCCCAAAUAAAAUAUUGUGUUCUCAUGAAAACUAAGGAUAUCCGAGAGAACGACGCAAAAAGCUGCCGAGAACCUAGGUUCUUGUGAAAACCUUGGAUAUCGAACGAGAAAAUUGGUUCUCGUAAAUAGUUUUGGCUUUAUUAUCUGAUAACUUAAGGUUUUCAUGAAAAUGUGUGUUUUUAUAAAUAUUCGUUAAAUGUCUGACUGAAAACCGGGGUUCUGAAAUGAUAGCUUAGGUUCUCAUGAGAACCUAAGUUCUAUGUGUCUAUGUGCGUCGUCUGGCCGAGAACAUGGGUUAACUGAGGUUUUCAAAUGAGAUCACAGGUUUCUGAAUGAAUAUUUAGUGUGGCAAUCGGUUCAUCCCAAGAAAAUAUGUUUUUACUGAAAACGUAGGUUCCCAUUCUGAGAACCUAGGUUCUUACCACAAAUUAUGAUAUCAAAUGAAAUCUUGUUACGACGCGUAAUUCUGGGAACCUAGGUUCUCAUGAGAACUACGGUUCCUUAAUAAAAACCACGGAUAUAGAAUCAAAGACGAUAACUUAAGUUCUCGUCAUAAGAAGUAUGGUUUUCACAGAUUAUUUAACGUCUGUCGAUACCUUUGUUUUCAAAUAAGAACAUAGGCUAUCAUCGUUUGAUGCACAUUUUAUGGUAACUUGGGUUCUUGUUAAAACCUAUGAUAUCGAAUAUCAACUUGGGUUCUGGAAGUCAUGUGCAAUCUUCAAGCGAGAACCUAGUUUCUCAGUAAAAACCUAGUUUCUUGGGAUUAAGCGUCGAACCGCUUGCCAUAGAAGGCAUUUACAUUCUGAAUCAUUCGCUCUUGCCGUGCGUUCGAAUCCCAGCGAACAACAUUGGACACUACAAAAUUCCGCCUACUUACUUAUGUUUUUUAUUUAGAAAUUUCAAAAAUGUGGAAUUGUUAACCAUAUAAAUCUACAUGUUUCACAAAUAAUAUUUCCUGUUGAAAUGGAAAAGUGUCGCUUUGGUAUUGCAUUAUAUUUUCUCUUCUUCUAAGAAAGCAAUUUAUGGAUUCAUAAAAAGCAUAUUAAAGCUUAUAUUAGCACAUGCAGUUCUUUUCUAUCAGUCAACGAUAUUAAGUCCACGCUAAGACUUUUUCAAGCAAAUAAAUAUGUUCUCGAUGCUACUACAUUUAUUCGAUGCGCACGCACAACCAUUGUUUCGAUAUUCACUUAAAGGGGUUUAGAAAGGAUAUGUGUGACUUUACUAGCGGUGUUACUUUUGGUAAGCUGGACAUUGUUUAUUUACUCUUACUAUGAAAAACUGCGAAAAUAAACAUGUUAUAAUACUUAAAAUCGAUUCUCUAAGUAUUCUUGAACGCGUACUAAAUUAUCCACCAGUCUCAGUGAUUGCCCGUAAGUGGCCACUCGAGAUUACGUUCGUUUUCAUCACGCCUACAACAGACGUCAGGAGCCGAAGCUGCUACUACUACUACUACUACUACUACUACUACUACUACCACUACCAAUACUACUACCACUACUAUUACUACUACUACUACAACUUCCACUAACUACUACAACUUCUACUCCUACUACUAUAAAAAUAAUUAUACUUCCGUACGACCAUGCACCGUUCAUGUUUGACUGGUACGAUAGGUAAAUUUGCAUAAAGCUAAUUGCGAAAUCCUAUUUAGCAUGAACAUUUUAAUCAGGAGAAUGGGUAUAUGCAAACAAAAAUGCGUACCUCGGUUAAUCUUGUAACUGGUUUGUUUAAACUUAAAUUUUUACCGCAUUUUAACAGCACGUUUAUUAUGUAUAAAUGCCAGGAAUAAAAAUACAGUUAAGAACCGUAAUAAAUCAGCGGCAAAGUCAAGUAUUUGAAGAAAUCGCAUCGCGUACAAGACGAGAGCUUAGUGAGACUCGACUGCAGCGCACAGUCGCACGAUCGGACGCGGUACAUGCCAAUGUUAGAGCAAUAUCAAAUCAUCGUCAGAAGGACAAGUGAACACAACAGAAUCUGUUUGGUGAUCAGGACGCCAAUUUAGCAAUCUCGUCGUCGUCAUCGUCGUGGAAUUUAUUCUCAUUUUCCUUUUUACAAACGUUAAAAUUCGUCGUCGGCGUCAUCUUGAAUUAUAUUAAACAUUUUCACGAUACCCAGCCAUGACUGUUACAACAGGCUUUCAUUGGGCAGACUACGUCAUCUUUGUCCUCGUUCUCGUCAUUUCCACCGCCAUCGGCAUUUGGUUCGCGUGGAAAGACCGGAAGAACCAGAAUGCAGACGACUUCCUUCUCGGUGGGCGAAAGAUGGGCAUACUUCCAGUCUCCCUAUCGCUCAUGGCGACGCUGCUGUCCGCGGUGAUGGUUCUCGGAGUUCCGGCGGAAGUCUACUACAACGGCGCCAUCUAUUGGCUUAUCCUGUUUUCCAACGUUCUCGUAUACCCAGUGGCUGCGCACGCGUUCCUCCCGGUGUUCCACAAUCUGGGCAUCACGAGUGCGUACGAGUACCUCGAGAUGCGCUUCAACACGCUCAUGCGUAUCCUCGGCUGUAUCUCUUUCCAGAUCCAAAUGAUUCUCAGUAUGGCCUUGGGUCUCUUCGCGCCGGCGAUUGCUCUUAAUCAAGCCAUGAAUGUGAGCAUGCUGGUGUCUAUCCUGGUGAUCGGAGUAAUCUGUACAUUCUACACCGCUAUCGGCGGUCUGAAGGCAGUGCUGUGGACAGACACGUUCCAGAUGGUGGUGAUCAUGGUGGGCUUCAUCGCCGUGCUCUGGCAGGGCUCAGACGAGGUGGGAGGCUUCGGCGCCAUUUGGGACUUAGCUAAAGAGGACGGAAAACUUUCGCUCGGCAAUUUCGACACAUCAAUUACUGCGCGGCACACGUUCUGGACCCUGAUUGUUGGUGCCGGAAUCAAUACCCUCACCGUGUAUGCCGGGAAUCAGGCAAUGAUUCAGCGAUAUUUGGCAAUGCCAACCGUCAGAAAGGCGCAAAUUGCGUUAUACCUGCAGUUACCGGCAGGUGUAGUUGUGACGUCACUCUUCGUGUACGGCGGUCUCGUUCUGAACGCCAAAUACCGCGUAGACCCCAUCUCGGACUGCACCCUACAGUAUCCUGAUCAGCUGUUCCCGUAUUUGGUAAUGGACGUUCUGGGCAACUUCAACGGACUUCCGGGCCUCCUGUUGGCCUGCAUUUUCAGCGCCUCCCUGAGCACGAUAUCUUCGGGUAUCAACGCCAUAGCGCUAGUGUUCAUGGCAGACAUCGUGCAGCCCGCGUACAUGGCGGUAAAGGGGGAGAUAAUGGGGGAGCCGCAAGCCACUAUUUGGUCUAAGGUCAUAGCGAUGUUAUGCGGCGCGGUUACUAUCGGGAUCGCGUUCCUGGCAGACCUCUUUGGGGACCUGAUCCUGCAGGUGGCGCUAAGCAUCUACGGCAUGAUCGGCGGGCCGCUACUGGGCGUCUUCCUGUGUGCCAUGUUUGCUCCAUCCAUCAACGAAUGGGGAGCUCUGGCCGGGCUGAUAGUGAGCACCAUCAUGUCAUGUUGGAUCAGCAUCGGCGCCAUCAUCAUGGCUAACAACAACCGUCCACCGCCGCCCGUCUGCUUCAACAACGCCACCAUCUACAACAUGACGACGACGACGAUGACGUCAGUGAUGACGUCGACAGUGAUGAGUAACGUGACAGACGCCCCGAAAGAAAUGUCCGGCCUGGACACGUUCUACAGCGUCUCCUAUCUCUGGUACAGCGCCUUCGCCGUUAUCGUCUUCAUCUUGGUGGCUUUUCCGGUCAGCUGGCUUACAGGUGGCACAAAGCACAAGCCGGUGGAUGCCCGCCUUCUGUCGCCAGUUUACCACGCCAUAGUCGGCAUGAGCACCAUCAACUAUGGAAAAGACAAACUUGAGAUGGACUACAAACCAACAGAUCACCAGAACGGUAAACAUGACUUGUACACGGUGGAUGACAAACUGCGAAAGAACGGUAAACACGACUUCUACGUGGUUGACGACAGCCUUCACGAUUAUCUGAAUCCCGCCUUCGAUACGAAAAUGUGAUCAACUAAUGUUGCAUCUGGACUGAGUCAGUUUACUAAACAAUGUUUAAAUGUUGUUGAACAAUAUAUACAGACGAACAAUUUCAACAAAUAUUUCUCAUGAUCUUAUUAACCCAUGUAUGCCUAGCGUCUACAAAAAAGCCAUGGCAAACAGCGUACACUCAAAUGAGACGUCGUCUCAUCAUAGUCUGCGCUGUUUGCUUAAAAGAAUUUCUGUUAUAAAUAUACAAAAUAGAAAUAAAUAUAAAACACAUCCCUAAUUUUGGAAAUAAAUUGAUCUAAUUUAGAAGGAUGGGAGAGUCCAUUAUGCAUAAAUAGGUUAAAAGUGAAAGCAAAUCUAUUACGGUUAACUCAAUUUAUUUAAUUGGUUUUAGUAAUAUAGAAAUGCACUCGUAUUUUAUCAAUUGCCUAGCAUAAGGGAACAUUUAUGUCUCCCCAUCUAGUGUAUGUAGAACUUUUUAUUUUGCUGGAAAUAUCACUGUGGAGUAUGAGUGCCUGGAUGAAUGUCUAUCCUGGUUAAAAAUGUUUAUUGUGUGCGUGUUCGUAACCUUAGUGCAGUUUUUUUCUCAAACUUCAAAGAAUUGAGCAAUACCGAGUCAAGUUGUACAUGUCGUACAUGUCGUCACCAAAUCAUGGUCUGUUUAAUUGUGGACCCGUGAGUUUUGGGCCUUUAAAAGUUUGUAACAUAAGAGAACUAAGUGAAUCGUGUUUUCGAUAACCACUGGAUGGAUUUUUACGUAACUUUAUGUUUGCAAAAGUGAUGAGAGCUACAUGGAAUGACGUUCCGCACACCAUCUGAGCUAUCGGUACCUGUACGUUAUUUGUUAGUUGAAGAACGAAAUUUUGUUCUUUGUUUGCAAACAAAUCACUUCGUGUCACGAAUGAUGUUUGGAAUGUGUGACUGGAAAAUGUACAAUAAUAUACAUCUGUGAUAAUGCAACCGACAUUGCGUAUACAAAUAAAUUGAUUUUAUUUUUCUACAUUGUAACAUUGAUGUAUAUAUUCUUUAUUUUUUUGUAUCUCUUUCUUGUUUUUAAUAAAUCGUUAUUAUAUA